AUGGGCAACAUCUCCACUAGCUCACUUCUCAACACUUUUCACUGCUUCAUGAUUAGACCCCAAAGUCGCCAGAUGAAACAGAAGGCGACUUUGCUUCAUUGUAUUAAAAAUUACUUAUGGCAGACCAACAGUGAUCCAAUGGCAUUAGUUGGCCGGGAAAAUGAAUCAUCUGUGUCCGUAUUCCUGAUUGUUGGAUUAUCUGAGUCUGAAGAAACUCAGCCUCUACUCUUCCUCAUGUUCCUCUGCAUCUACCUGACCACCGUGAUUGGUAACAUAGUAAUUAUAGCUCUUAUUUCCUUGGACCAGCAACUGCACACACCAAUGUACUUCUUCUUGGCCAACCUCUCCAUCAUUGAUAUCAUACUUUCCUCUAUAACUGUCCCCAAGCUCCUGUCCAUCCUGAAGACCAUCCUCUACUCCGAAUGUGUCACCCAACUCUUGUUUUUCCAGUGCUUUGUGGUGGUUGAGUGCUACCUCCUGGCAGCGAUGGCCUAUGAUAGAUACGUGGCUAUCUGCUUCCCACUAAAUUACAUGCUUAUUAUGAGUAGAACAGUCAGGAUCGGGUUGGUCAUAGCUUGCUUAGCAUGUGGGAUUGGGAACUUGAUAGUCCAAGUUUAUUCCAUCUCCCAUCUUGAUUAUUGUGGCCCCAACAGAGUGGACCAUUUCUUCUGUGACGUAACUCCUCUUUUCAAGUUGGCUUGUUCUGGCAAACAAAUUGGAGAAGUAAUGUCUUUCAUAGUUGCAGUCAUCACUGGUGGGAUGCCUUUGACUGUCAUUGUGGUAAGCUAUGGCCGAAUCAUCUCUGAGAUUACAAAGAUUUCUUCCAGUCGAGGACGCUUUAAGACCUUCUCCACCUGCUCUUCUCAUUUCACAGUGGUAACUCUGUAUUUCACUAGUGGGACCAUCAGCUACAUCUGGCCAUUAUCCACUUAUGCCAUGGACAAAGAUGUCAAACUGCUGGCUGUAUUGUAUGCUAUUUUGACCCCCAUGUUAAACCCCAUCAUUUAUAGCCUGAGAAACAAAGACGUAAAGCAGGUGUUAAGGAAGGUGUUGGUGUGCAAGGGUGUAAAUUAAUCUUGGAAUCUCGUCGUUGGUCUUCUGACAGUUGGGAUCGUGAUUGCCUGGAUUUCGUACCCAACCUGUUUAGAGUGAUAUGGAAUAAUGAAUAAGAGAAAAAAGCAUAAUGUAGAAUAGAAAUAAAAAAAAUACCAUAAAGUCAA
Messenger RNA from Pseudophryne corroboree (corroboree frog), 1220 nucleotides. Its product is annotated as olfactory receptor 8D1-like. Gene Ontology annotation, cellular component: membrane. The record is from RefSeq and is a predicted model, not a curated record. The transcript has 2 exons. Gene Ontology annotation, molecular function: G protein-coupled receptor activity; olfactory receptor activity; odorant binding. Gene Ontology annotation, biological process: G protein-coupled receptor signaling pathway. Lineage: Eukaryota; Metazoa; Chordata; Amphibia; Anura; Myobatrachidae. Bases 1 to 1074 code for a protein of 357 amino acids.